Schistocerca americana (American grasshopper) is the source of this 3778-nucleotide messenger RNA. Its product is annotated as DNA helicase MCM9-like. Gene Ontology annotation, biological process: double-strand break repair via homologous recombination; DNA replication. Bases 382 to 3396 code for a protein of 1004 amino acids. The transcript is spliced from 13 exons. NCBI's taxonomy places the organism in Eukaryota, Metazoa, Arthropoda, Insecta, Orthoptera, Acrididae. Gene Ontology annotation, molecular function: ATP binding; single-stranded DNA binding; single-stranded DNA helicase activity. Gene Ontology annotation, cellular component: MCM complex; nucleus. The record is from RefSeq and is a predicted model, not a curated record.
UUUCAUAAUCACUUAAGUCACUUCUUAAGUAAUAAAAGGAACUAGUUAACAUAGUUGUUGUAGUAUUUAGAAUUCCAUAACAUUGCCAAAAGGAUUAAUGCUACGGAUUUAUAAACAAUUGUUUGUAUUGAUUAUGUAGCUGAAAGUUUGCACGUGCAGAGUAUUCCCUUGCUGUGAGGAAACUCUCGAAGUGACAGUAACAUUUUGAAUCAGGGAUGUGAAUUUGGCCAACCUGCAAAUAUCGAAGUGCUUUGUUCUUCGAAAGAACGCGGGAAUCACAACACAAACAAACAAGUAGAAUUUUGUGAUUUCUUAGAUUCAAGUUCAUGGAAAGACGGACAGCCACUUUAUUUGCAAAUAUCGCGCAUUUUCGUUAGUAACAUGCCGACUGUAUCAGAUGAACAAAUCAAAGAAAUCUUUCGAGAGUAUGCCAUUUCCAAACACAAGGAUGAACUAAUGGCAAUACUGCAGACUUCUGACGACCUUCAGCAUCAUUCAGUUGUAGUUCAAUUUUCUCAGUUGUUUGAGAGAAGUGCUGAUCUUGGCAAUGGUAUCAUUUCUGCACCUAGUCGUUUUUUGCCAUUAUGUGAUCAGUCUCUUGCUGAGGCACAGAAGACUUUGUAUGAGGCUCAGUCCGAAGAGAUGAAGUGUGAUUUAAGCAUAAAAACAAAAACUCAUGCUCGUAUUACAGGUUUACCAGUAUGUCCUGAACUGCACCGAAUUGCAUUUCCUCGCAAUGACGACAUAGGAAAUUUUUUGAGAGUUUCCGGGACAGUAAUAAGGAUUACAACACCUAAAAUGCUAGAGUUUCGGAGAAGUUACAUUUGUGCAAAAUGCAAACACAUUUUUACAGCAGAGGCUGAUUAUGAACUUUAUUAUGUAAUACCAAACCAGUACAAGUGCAGGAAUCCUGAAGGCUGUAAAGGAACAAAUAUAUCUCCAGUUAAAGUGAUUGAUCAUGACAAUUACAAGGAUUACCAAGAAAUAAAAAUUCAGGAGCAGGUUGCUAAACUUAGUGUGGGAUCUAUCCCACGUUCCAUGUGGGUGACACUAGAAGAUGACCUGGUUGAUAAAUGUAAACCAGGAGAUGAUAUUACAGUAUGUGGUACUGUACUGAGAAGAUGGCGCAGUAUAAAUGGUGGAAAUCGGUGUGAUAUUGAGCUAGUGCUUAAAGGCAAUUACUUGGAAGUGUGCAAUGAACAAGCUUCAUCGGUUUUGAUAACACAGGAAACACAUGAUAUGUUUUCAAAAUUCUGGGAGGAACAUGCUCGUGAGCCACUUGUAGGCAGAAAUUUAAUACUGGCUUCCAUUUGCCCACAGGUGUUUGGGCUAUACAUUGUCAAGUUGGCAGUUGCGGUAGUAUUGUGUGGUGGAGUCCAACGUGUGGACAAAUCUGGAUGCAGAGUUAGAGGUGAAUCUCACCUCUUACUUGUGGGAGAUCCUGGUACAGGCAAAUCACAUCUAUUAAGAUUUGCUGCUAAAGUGUGUCCUCGUUCCGUUCUUACAACUGGUGUUGGCACGACUUCUGCUGGAUUGACUGUGAGCGCUGUAAAGGAGAAUGGAGAAUGGCAACUGGAAGCUGGUGCUUUGGUUCUUUCUGAUGGAGGAAUUUGCUGCAUUGAUGAAUUUAAUUCCAUUAGGGAACAUGAUCGUGCUAGCAUCCAUGAAGCUAUGGAACAGCAGACAAUCAGUGUAGCUAAGGCUGGUUUAGUGUGCAAGUUGAACACCAGAUGUACUGUACUUGCUGCUACCAACCCUAAAGGACAUUACGACCCCGAGCAGCCAAUCAACAUUAACAUAGCACUGGCGAGUCCAUUAUUAAGUCGCUUUGACCUAGUUCUUAUACUUCUAGAUUCAAGAAAUUCUGACUGGGACAGGCUAGUUUCAGGCUUUAUUCUUAAAGGGAGGGAUCCUGUCAGAAUCUUUUCUGAGGAGAGCAAAUGCAGUUCCAGUGAUUUGUGGGAGCUAGAAAAGCUGCAGGCAUAUUUCUGCAUCAUCAAGCACAUUCAGCCAUCCUUCACAGAGGAAGCCAAUGUCAUUUUGACACAAUACUACCAAGCUCAGCGUAAGGCUGACUCUAGAAAUGCUGCAAGGACUACUGUACGUUUACUGGAGAGUCUUAUAAGACUGUCACAGGCUCAUGCGAGGUUGAUGUUCAGGGAAACCGUGACUGUGCAGGAUGCAGUAAUAGCUAUAGCACUUAUGGAAUCCUCAAUGCAAAGUGCUGCUCUUAUCAGUGGAAUGGAUACUCUUCAUACAUCUUUCCCUGACAAUCCAACAAUGGAAUACAAGGACCAUGUCACACUGAUUUUGCGGCAGUUGAACUUGGAAGCUAUUUUGACAGAAGAACUCAAAUCACUCAAUCAUGUGCACAAGGAUUUUUAUACAGAGAAUAAUUCCAUACCCACUAAGCCACAUAGCAGUAAUCAUCAUGCAGUUGAGUGUGAGAGUAAAAUACGUGCACAAAAUAAUGCACCUUCUAGUCCCAUAAAAGGGCCUUCAAGGAAAUAUGCAUUUCCAACAUUAGAGUCACUAGCAGUCUCCCAGAGGCUAACAGAAGUGUUUGAUGAUAUUCGAAAAACAAAAGUACAAAAUGCUUGCCAAACAGCAGAAUAUCAAUCAAAAAUUGCAGGAAUAAAAUCUAAAAGGAAAUUAUUACAAACAAAAAUUGGUGAUAUACAAGAUCAAAACAAAACCAGUGCAGUGAAGAAGAGUAAAGUAAAUCCGUCAGUUCCAGAUAAUACUGAGGUGGACCAGGAAGAUGUUCAUAACACACAAUCAGAAAAGACCCAUAAUAACAGCCCUUUAGUAAAUAAAGAUGAAGACAUUACAGCAACUGAAGACAGAUUGCAUCCCAACACUCCCCCACACAACUGCAUCAGCAGGGAAGUAUUAGAGAGAGAAUUUGGUUACAGAAGAUCUGAUGGUGAACGAGUGAAAACUCUUUCUAAUGAAGCACAGUGUGAGAAACCUUGUGCAUCAGAACGCAGAGACUUGCCCUCUCAUCUGGAAACGCCUAAACAAAUGCAGGUAUGUUUAGAAGACUCAGCAUCUCCAAGCACUAACAAAACUCUAGAAGAACAUCAUAAACAGCCAGCUGCUAAGACAUUAAAUUUGACUUCUUUAGUAAAUUUCGGCAGGAGCCUUACCUCUUCACAAGUGUCAUCUAAGAAGCUUCGGGUAAAUGAAUCUAACAAAAAGAAUGCUUUAACAUGGUCAGAGGGUUCUGCUGAGAGUAUUGAUAUUGCUUUAAAUUUUGAUAAUACUCAAAGCAAACCAGAAAAGACAAUGACCUUAACUUGCAUUUCAUCAGGGAAAGGAAAGUAUUUGGCAGCAACUAAGAUGAAUGUAUUUGAAAGAGAAAAUGAAUUCAAUGAUGAGGAUUUAAGUUUGUGAGAAAAUAUAUACAUUUUCUAAGGAGUCUACUAAAAUAUAUGUUUGAUAUCAUUUAUUAUUUUUAUUUUGGUUACAGCAAAGCAAUGUAUAAAGUAAAGCAAUAUUUUUACAGUGACAAUUUUACAAAUAUUCACCCAUUAACUUAUGUAAACUUUCGAUGUUAUAUGCUGUAUACACCAUAUGUACAGAUAACUGAUAAGUGCUGUGACAAUAAUAAAAUGUUUUAUAUUCAAAUAAUGGAAAUCUCAGUAUUCUACAUUUGAUUUGAGAUUCCUUUAAUUAGCAGGCUCUCACCAAAACCAAAAGUUUGUUGCACUUUCUUUGUUUCAGCAGUGAAUGAAUCUGCAAGUCUGAUAUUUACAGCCAAAAGAAACAUACAGAU